This is a messenger RNA of Rhinocladiella mackenziei CBS 650.93, 282 nucleotides long. RefSeq lists its product as uncharacterized. Bases 1 to 282 code for a protein of 93 amino acids. Lineage: Eukaryota; Fungi; Ascomycota; Eurotiomycetes; Chaetothyriales; Herpotrichiellaceae. The transcript has a single exon. The record is from RefSeq and is a predicted model, not a curated record.
AUGCGCGCGCUCCAGGACAUCAGCCAGAAGAAAUCCAAAACAGCAGUUCUGUACAAUGGCAUCCCGAGCAACGCGCUCUUGAAUCGCAGUGGACCAGGAGGUGAUACCCAUGCGAUCCAGGAGACAAAUGGAGAGACAGUUGUCUUUGGCGGUAACCAGCCCGUCUUUGAUCCUCAAGGGUACUUUAUCGGACCGGUAGGGGUAAGGAGCAGUACAGUGGCUCAGGAUAUUUAUGUUGCAGUGCAUGCGGCGCAAAGGACCGAAACGACUACCACUGCAUGA